CUUGAAAUUUCCACUCGCCUGCAAGCCAAUGGCGAGUGGAAAUUAUGGUGGGGGCGAGUGUGUCCCCCAGGGCCGUCUUGCUGAGCAGGCUCAGAGCUCAGGCCGGAUCUGUCAUUGGCAUUGGGAGCCGUCAGACUGCUCAAUAGCUGAGCGUAGUGAAAGCAAAGGAAGGAGUGUGUGCUGUGCUCUCUGCCUCCCCCUAGAGUGCAGUACCCGGCUCUGUGAGUGAACAAAGAAGUACUGCAACUUUUUAUAGAGCUGUGUCUCACUCUGGUCACAUGAUCCUCUGUCAGCCAGUGGUGGCUUCAGGGGAGAGGAGAGAGCACUUAACAGCAUGCGUGUGUGUACAUGUGUGUAUCUGUACAUGUUGUCUGCGUGUAUUUACAUGUAUGUGUGUGUAUGUACGUACAUGUCUGUGUGUAUGUACAUGUGUCUGUGCGUGUGUAUUUCUGUGUAUGCGUGCCUGUGUGUGUGCAUGUGUCUCUGUGUGUAUGUGUGUGUAUAUGUACAUGUCUUUGUGUGUGUGUGUGUACAGGUGUGUCUGUGUGUGUUUG
Staurois parvus is the source of this 554-nucleotide messenger RNA. The record is from the annotation of a GenBank genome assembly. Lineage: Eukaryota; Metazoa; Chordata; Amphibia; Anura; Ranidae.